Molecule: messenger RNA, 2220 nt
Organism: Myotis lucifugus (little brown bat)
Lineage: Eukaryota; Metazoa; Chordata; Mammalia; Chiroptera; Vespertilionidae
Gene: SPATS2L
Product: spermatogenesis associated serine rich 2 like
Exons: 11
Coding region: 23-1687 (554 amino acids)
Cellular component (GO): cytoplasm
Molecular function (GO): protein binding
Source: RefSeq, a predicted model, not a curated record
GGCUCAUUCCACUAGAACCAAGAUGGCUGAACUCAAUCCUCAUGUGAAUGUCAAGGAGAAGAUCUAUGCGGUCCGCUCCGUUGUUCCCAACAAAAGCAACAACGAGAUCGUCCUGGUGCUGCAGCAGUUCGACUUCAAUGUGGACAAGGCAGUGCAGGCCUUCGUGGACGGCAGUGCAAUUCAAGUUCUAAAAGAAUGGAAUAUGACAGGAAAAAAGAAGAACAAUAAACGAAAAAGAAGCAAGUCCAAGCAGCAUCAAGGCAACAAAGAUGCUAAAGACAAGGCCGAGAGGCCGGAAGCAGGGCCGCCACUCCCACCGCAGGCCCAGAAUGGCCACAGCGGCGGCUGUGAGAAGGAUAGCUCGUCCACCGACUCCGCCAGCGAGAAGCCAGCCCUCCUCCCUCGGGAAAAGAAGAUCUCGAUACUCGAGGAGCCCCCCAAGGCUCUCCAUGGGGUCUCAGAAGGCAACAGACCACUGCAACAGAAACUGUCCUUAGAUGGGAAUCCCAAACCUAUACCCGGAACACCCGAGAGGUCAGAUGGCCUGCAGUGGUCAGCUGAGCAGCCUUGUAACCCAAGCAAGCCUCAUGCCAAAACUUCUCCUGUUAAUUCCAAUGCCCCCGCAGCUCAUCUUGAAAUAAAGCCAGAUGAGCUGACAAAGAAAAGAGGCCCAAAUAUUGAGAAGUCGGUGAAGGACUUGCAACGCUGCACCGUGUCUCUAACCAGGUACCGCGUCAUGAUCAAGGAGGAGGUGGACAGCUCGGUGAAGAAGAUCAAGGCCGCCUUUGCUGAGCUGCACAACUGCAUCAUUGACAAAGAAGUUUCCUUGAUGGCAGAAAUGGACCAAGUCAAAGAAGAAGCCAUGGAGAUCCUGACUGCUCGUCAGAAGAAGGCAGAAGAACUGAAGAGGCUCACUGACCUGGCCAGUCAGAUGGCAGAGAUGCAGCUGGCCGAACUCAGGGCAGAGAUCAAGCACUUUGUCAGCGAACGUAAAUAUGAUGAAGAGCUCGGGAAAGCGGCCCGAUUCUCCUGCGACAUUGAACAGCUCAAGGCCCAGAUCAUGCUCUGCGGGGAAGUGAUUACACAUCCAAAGAACAACUAUUCGUCCAGAGCCCCCUGCAGCUCCCUGCUGCCACUGCUGACCGCGCACUCGGCCUCUGGGAAACAGAGCAACUUCGCCAGGAAGUCCACUCACAAGCCCUCCGAGGGCAAAGCCGCAAACCCCAAAACGGCCGGCAACCAGCCCAGCACCGCGGACAGCGCUCACCAGGCCACGCCGCCCAACAAGCAGACUACGUCUAAUAGCCAAAGACGAAGGUUUAAUCCACAGUAUCACAACCGGCUCAACGCGUCUGCCAAGCCGCAGGGCGGAGGCAAUGAAGCUGACCCGGCGGUGAAGGGCAGCAGCCGCCACGAACACAGGAGACAGCCGCACAACGGCUUCCGCCCCAAAAACAAAGGCGGCGGCGCCAAGAACCCCGAGGCCCCUCUGGGGACAAAGGCCCCGGAGGCCCCUGCCCAUCCGGAAAAGCCCCGGCGGAGGCAGCACGCGGCAGACAGCGCGGAGGCCCGGCCUUUCCGGGGCGGCGUCCCCCGGGUGUCGCAGUGCAACCUCUGCCCCACGAGAAUAGAAGUCUCCACGGAGGCCGCGGUCCUCUCGGUCCCCGCCGUGACCUUGGUGGCCUGAACGGGGAGACAAGAAAGCUCUUCUCCCUCCGUUCUGGCUCCCGGCCCGAGGUGCUGACCCAGUUCGCUGCCAAAAGAGAAUCAAUCAGAAUAGACAGACCCUGUGGGGUGGUGUCGUCCUCUCGUAAUCGUUUUUACUAAUCCUCAUAAUCAGCUCUAGCUUGCUUCAUCCCUCCCAUGGCUUUGCUUGCCCCGUUGAUGCUUUUUCUCAUGGAGACGCUGCAGCAGCCCAGCCGGGCGCUCCCUCCUUGGUUAGGAAGGUGGGCCCGUGGCUACGGGGCUCGAGAGCGAUCAGGGCCCCUCAGGAGCGAUCAGGGCCCAGCAGCAGCCGGCCUAGUAGCAGUGGUGUCAUCCGUCCGUUGCUCGUGGUUAGAGAGUCGCUGUUGAAACCAGUCUUACCGAUCAGACAAACAUGAUCUGCUGAGGACACAUGCGCUUUUGUAGAAUUUAACAUCUGGUGUUUUUCUGAAAUAUAUACAUAUAUAUAUACAUAUAUUGCUUUAUUUGAAACAAAUUAAAAUAUGCUGCAUUUGA